AUGAGUAAUCGAAAUAGGAGUUUGGCAGAAAGAAGAAAUUCAAAAAGUAAAUGUAAGACUGCAAUUUCUUAACGCAAAAACUCAGAUAAUGAAGAUUAUAAUUUCUAUUAAGAAUUCUAGUUAUUCUAUCCCUAAGCUUAGGAAAUAAAGUUUACUAAAUUUGAAUAUAUGAAAGAGUUCUUUAAUUUAGGCAUAACUGAAUUUCCAUCUGAUAAAGAGAUCAAUCGUAUAUAAUAAGAGAUUCUAACAACUAGUGGUUGGAAUACAAAUCUUAAGAAGAAUUGGACACUCAACGAAAAGAAAGUACUAAUUUGGCUUAUUGGAAAAUUGAGUAUUAUGAGAAAUGAAGAUAUUAGAGAUUUAUCAUCUGAAUUAUUUGAAGAGAUAUCAAAAAUGAUAUGUAGAAGAGAUAAAGAUUAAUGCAAAUAGAAGUGGUCUCAAAUGCAAAAAAUUGCACUUCAAUAAUAACCUUUUUAACCAGAAGAAGAUAAAAAAUUAUAUGAUAUUAUUCUACAAUAUUAAUCAGUUGAUAUGGGUUAAAAAUGGAGUUAAAUUGCUUAAGAAUUAAAUUAAAAUUCAAAUAUAUAUAGAUCAAGUAAAUAAUGUAGAGAAAGAUGGCUUAAUCAUUUGAAUCCAAAGAUUUCUAAGUAAAUUAUAAAUAUUAAUUUCUAUUUAAGAUAACCUUGGACUGAUGAAGAAGAUAUAUAAUUAUUAAAUCUUGUUAAAGAAUAAGGAAGAAGAUGGGCAGAAAUAUCUAAAAUUAUGGAUGGAAAAAGAAGUGAAAAUAAUCUAAAAAAUAGAUUUAAUAGUUUAAUAAAAAGAGAAAAGGAUUUACCAGUGAUGUAUGUACAUUAUUAAAAUUAUUAUAGAUAAACUUAAAAUGGAUCAGCUACUAAUUUGGAUGAUUUAUUGUCAGGUUGCACUGGACCUGAAAUAACUGAUAUGUAAAAAUUAGCAAUUGAUGCAUUAUUAUCUAAAUUAAAAUGGAGAAGUGCUGAAAGCUAUAAUAAAAAUAUAAAAAAGAAAUCAUAAGAAUUAAUAGAUAAUAUAGAUAAUUAAGUAAGGAGACAAUCUUAAUCACGAACUUAAAUUAAUGUCUAAUAUACUAUUGGAAAUUUAGAGACUGAAUAAAAUAUUAUGGAAUUAACACCUUGUUUAGUAAAUGUAAGUAAAAACAUUAUAUAUUUUUGUACUCAAGAUUUAUUGAUUCAAUAUUUAGGUUAUCAUUAAUAGUAAUAGCAAUAAUUUAAAGAUCAAUUUGAUAAAAUUAAGAGUGAAUUAUGUGCUUUUGAUUUAGGUUUUUAAAAUUUCAGAUCUACACUCAGUAUGAUUGAAGAAAUUGAAGAACCUCUCAAAAGUUAAACACAUUUUUAACCAAAUGAUUUAGAUGGAUUCUUUAAUUUAGAAACAUCAGAAAUUAUUUCCAAACCGAUAUAUGUGAAUUCCCUUGACAUGAUAACAAAUUCGGCCAUCAAAUACUUGUAACGUUGGAAAACAGAGAGUUAAUUCAAUGAUUUGAGGAGAUCAAGCAUAUCGAUUCCGAGAUCACUUCCGAAUUUGAUAUAAAUUUAAUAAUGA
Messenger RNA from Paramecium primaurelia, 1578 nucleotides. NCBI's taxonomy places the organism in Eukaryota, Ciliophora, Oligohymenophorea, Peniculida, Parameciidae. The record is from the annotation of a GenBank genome assembly.